Molecule: messenger RNA, 1602 nt
Organism: Sorex fumeus (smoky shrew)
Lineage: Eukaryota; Metazoa; Chordata; Mammalia; Eulipotyphla; Soricidae
Gene: EVA1C
Product: eva-1 homolog C
Exons: 8
Coding region: 181-1494 (437 amino acids)
Cellular component (GO): extracellular region
Molecular function (GO): carbohydrate binding; heparin binding
Source: RefSeq, a predicted model, not a curated record
CCAGCUCCCCGCCCCCUCCCCUAGGCUGGCCCGAGCCUGGAGGGGGACAGGAAGGUCCUGGACUGGGGCACCUCGGGUGUUGGGGGCCAGCGAAGCCGCGGGCCACUGACCCGCCCCCCGCCAUGUGACGCCCCUCUGGUCGCAGCGACCCCCCGUGUGGCCCGGGCCCCCCGGCUCACCAUGCGCCUGCCGAGCCCCGCGCGCCCGCUGCCACCCGCGCCUCAGCCCGCGCCGCAGCCGCCGGGGCAGUUUCUGCGCCUCUUCUACUGCACCGUCCUGGUCUGCUCCAAGGAGAUCGCGGCGCUCACCGACUUCUCCGGUUACAUAACCAAACUCCUGCAGAACCACACCGCGUACGCCUGUGACGGCGACCACUUGAACCUCCAGUGCCCUCGGCAUUCUACGAUAAGUGUCCAAUCGGCAUUUUAUGGGCAAGAUUACCAAAUGUGUAGUACCCAGAAGCCUGCCUCCCAAAGGGAAGACGGCUUAACCUGCGUGGCACCCACUACAUUGCAGAAGGUGCUGGACGAAUGCCAGAACCAGCGGGCCUGCCACCUCCUGGUCAAUAGCCGAGUUUUUGGACCUGACCUUUGUCCAGGAAGCAGUAAAUACCUCCUGGUCUCCUUUAAAUGCCAACCUAAUGAGCUGAAAAAUAAAACUGUGUGUGAAGACCAGACCCUGAAGCUGCACUGCCACGAGUCCAAGUUCCUCAACAUCUACUCGGCCACCUACGGCCGCAGGAGCCAAGAGCGCCACCUCUGCGCCCCUGAGGCCAAGUGGCUGCCCCCCUUCGACUGCUUGUCGUACUCGGCUCUGCAAGUCUUAUCCCGGAGGUGCUAUGGGAAGCAGCGAUGCAAAAUCAUCGUCAACAACCACCAUUUCGGGAGCCCCUGCCUGCCAGGAGUGAAGAAGUACCUCACGGUCAACUAUGCGUGUGUGCCCAAGAGCAUCCUCACAGCGAUCGACCCAGCCAUUGCUAAUCUAAAACCUUCUUUGAAGCAGAAAGAUGGUGAAUAUGGAAUAAACUCAGACCCAAGUGGAACGAGGGUGCUGAGGAAGGACGGUGCCCUGGUGAGCAGCUCGCUGGCGGCCUUUGCUUACGUUAGAGCCCAUCCAGAGAGAGCGGCCCUGCUAUUCGUGUCCAGCAUGUGCAUCGGCCUGGUGCUCACGCUGUGCGCCUUGGUCAUGCGUGUGUCCUGCGCCCGGGACUUCCGAGAGCUGCAGCUGGCCCGGGAGCGCCUGGUCGCGGGAAGUGACCGGGUGGAGGAGGACAGUGAGGACGACGACGAGGAGGAGGGGGAGGAGCACUCCUCGGCCUCGGAUACUCAGGGGCAGCUGUCGGGCUUCAGCAGGACUUCCUACCCCGGCUACACAUCCAUCGAGGCUGCGGAGCUGGCGGAAAGGAUUGAGCGCCGGGAACAGAUCAUCCAGGAGAUCUGGAUGAACAGCGGCUUGGACACGUCGCUUCCGAGGAACAUGGGGCAGUUUUACUGAAAACCUCCCACCCUCGGAAGAUUGGGGGGGGGGGGCUCCACCACGACCCCCCGCCCAACCUUGCUUCACUUGUACCUUCUAUGAAGGAGAAUCGUGAAGGCUGAGAGG